AUGUCAUCACCCAUGCUCCGUCUGAUUCGAACAACUGUCACAGCUUCCCGCAGCAAGAAUCGGGACAUUACAAAACGCUACAGCCUACAAAUAUCUUGCAGGGUGAAACCUAACGCGUCCAGCAAUCGAGAGGGCAUCACCGCGAUAGGGACAGAGAAAGUGGAUGUUUGCGUGGCAGCAGUCCCAAGGAACGGAGAAGCAAACACAGCUGUAUCCCGCGUCUUUUCAAAAGUGCUGAACGUCCCGAGGUCCGACGUUGGUGUCAUCCAUGGGUUGAAAUCGCGCGACAAAGUCAUAUCAAUCGCUAAUUUGGAAAUUGGAAUGGAGGGUGAAGAAGAAUAUUUACAGAGAGCUCAUCAGCAGCUACAAGAAGCGGUGGUCAAGAAGUGA
Aspergillus puulaauensis is the source of this 390-nucleotide messenger RNA. Its product is annotated as DUF167 domain-containing protein. The record is from RefSeq and is a predicted model, not a curated record. Gene Ontology annotation, cellular component: cytoplasm. The coding region runs from base 1 to 390 and encodes 129 amino acids. Lineage: Eukaryota; Fungi; Ascomycota; Eurotiomycetes; Eurotiales; Aspergillaceae. The transcript is spliced from 2 exons.